AUGCGGUUGGCUUUGAGAGUGGGGGGGCCCUGCUGCCGACCGGCAGCUAGUGAAGGUCACACGAAGAGAAGAGUGGCAGCAACAGCAGCAGCAGCCGCCAUCGCGGCAAAUGAUGCAGUCCCUGCGUCAUCUCUGUCAGCAGGCGCUGCUCCUGCUGUUGCUGCAGGCGGUUAUGCAUACGUCUCCUUGGUGCGUGAUAUCGAAACCGAAGCGCUCUUUGCUCUAAAGCGCCUCCCGUUUGCAGAUGCAGAAGGCUAUGAGUUGGCUAAAAAGGAACUUGACAUCCUUACUUCCUUACCUCCGCACGAUAACGUAGUGCGAUGCCACGGGAGCAGUGUGACAUCCCGGCAAGGGGCCCCGUGGAUGCGGGGGGCCCCCGGUGAGGUCCUGAUCCUUUUAGACUACUGCAGGGGGGGCACGCUGCUUGAUUUGAUGCAGCGGUGUGCAAAUCCUCAUGAAGGCUUGCAGGAGCAAGUCGUUCGGCGUAUAUUGCUACAUGUCGCCAGGGGCCUUGCACACUUGCACGCUCAAAAUCCCCCCAUUGUUCACUGCGACCUUAAAGUGGAGAACGUCUUGUUCGACCCGCCUAAGGAUGCAGGGGCCCUCGAAGGGCCUCCGCCUUCUUCCCUGGGGGCCCUGUGGUCUCGCGCACGGGGUCAAGCUGCCACCCACACACCAGCAAAAAAGGCCACACAACCCGAGGGCCUAGAAGGUGUUUUCCGAGUCUGCGAUUUUGGCAGCUGCAUGCGAGGAAUCAUGAACUCUGCGACCGGAGGAAGGGAGGAGAAGCUGCGGCUCGCCGAGCAAAUCGAGAGGCAUUCCACUCUCGCGUAUCGGGCCCCUGAGAUGGUCGACCUGUAUCUCGAGUACCCAGUAGGGCCCCCCGCGGAUAUUUGGCCCUUUGAGGGGGCCUCUGUCCUCGCCAUCAGCAACGGGGUUUACGUCAUUCCACCCCAUCACCGAUAUUCAGAGGAGCUCAUGUCCCUGCUGCGUUGUCUUCUGUCCCUUCGCCCCUCACAAAGACCCACAGCCCAUCAGCUGGUUACCGCUUUGGAGUCGCCGAACGGUCUUGCCGAGCUGCUGCAGCAACAGCAACAGCAACAGCAACAGCAACAGCAGCAACAGCAACAGCAACAGCAACAGCAACAGCAGCAACAACAACAGCAACAAAAACAGCAAAGCCAACCUGGGCAAUUGGAUGCUCAAGAGUUCGACAUUUUCGAUCCUUCUGCCGUUGCACCUGCCUGUCAGCAGCACCAGCAGCAGCUGGAUGCAAAGGACCCCUGGGGACACCCAAACGGACUGCAGCGAGACCCCUGGCAGCAGAGUCAGCAGUGGCAACAGCAAGCCGACGCAGAGAACAAUUUAUGGGGCUUUUCGGUGCCUGGCUGGGAGGAUGCGCUGGAGUCCAGCAAGCCCGGCAGGAAUCCGUGCGCUGAAGAUACCUCCCACACCUUCUCCAGCAGCAGCGGCAGCAAUCGCAACAGUAGCAGUGGAUGCGUCGGUGACGGGCGAACAGGCGAAGAUGUACCGCACCAAGGGCGCUGCGGCACUGUUGGCCAUGUUUCUUUUACUGACAGCUUCUCGCCUCCCAACCCCCCAAGCCAACCCGCUGCCCCCAUGGCACUAGCUGCUGCUGCUCCUUCUGCGGAUGCCCCCAUAAAGACUCCAGCGAGGAAAAGUGGUCUCGGAAACGCUGUCACAGCAAGGGCAGCAGCUAUUGCAGAAGCAGGAUUCCACGCCCCCUUUGGACUGUCAUGGCCUUCAGGUCUCGCCUGA
Messenger RNA from Cyclospora cayetanensis, 1779 nucleotides. RefSeq names its product probable serine/threonine-protein kinase DDB_G0280111. Bases 1 to 1779 code for a protein of 592 amino acids. Gene Ontology annotation, biological process: protein phosphorylation. Gene Ontology annotation, cellular component: cytoplasm. NCBI's taxonomy places the organism in Eukaryota, Apicomplexa, Conoidasida, Eucoccidiorida, Eimeriidae. The record is from RefSeq and is a predicted model, not a curated record. Gene Ontology annotation, molecular function: protein serine/threonine kinase activity; ATP binding. The transcript has 10 exons.